Messenger RNA from Cantharellus anzutake, 816 nucleotides. RefSeq lists its product as uncharacterized. Bases 1 to 816 code for a protein of 271 amino acids. NCBI's taxonomy places the organism in Eukaryota, Fungi, Basidiomycota, Agaricomycetes, Cantharellales, Hydnaceae. The transcript has 7 exons. The record is from RefSeq and is a predicted model, not a curated record.
AUGAUCGUGGCGAUUUGGCACUGGCCACCAAUCUCUAGAUGCGAUUCCAGGCCCCCAGCGUUGGGUCAUCACGGUGCCACUGGCGUUUGCUAUCUCGACACGUCACGAUGGCUGGGGAAUGGGGACUUCAGCGGUUGGAACGCGCUCAUGAGAGGUAGUAAGGCGAGGAAUUACAGGCUUAUGCCUCGGCAUGGGCAAUUGGUGGGCAGUGGAGCAGUGGUAUGGCGCUGGAACUAUCAAAUAUGCAGUGGGGCACACGUCGGUCGGAUGGGAGCCCCAGUCGAAUUGUACCGUUUCUCUCAGCACUUGGGCGCUGGAUGGGGUGCGCAUAGUAUCCAGAUGAAAUGUGAAUACGGGCUCGCUAAGACGGACUGGAUAAAGGGUGGCGCGCAACACGGGGUAGAGGGUGGCGAGGAAUUUAACGAGAUUUCGCUCAAGCACAGGGUUUCGGGCGCGUGGUGCACAAGUGGCGAAUGUGAAUACGAGUCCACUAACACGGAUUGGAUGGCACAAUUGGUGGGUGCAGAAGGUCGAGGGUGGCAGAAGGGUAAGGUUGAGAAAGCCAAACCUGAGUACGAGACCACGAAUAAGGAUUGGACGAAUCGACAGUACACAAUCCGGGGCAGGGACAAUGUCCACCGAGUGGGGUUAAGAGCUGAUUGGGGGGGGUAUGAAUGUCGAGUGUACUGCGCAGGAUUAGAACGGGAGGUUGGCGUUGCAGGGGGUGGGCAAGAAGACCAAGAUGACCUCAAAUAUCUUCACGGUAACCGUGAUUCACUAGCGAUGCGCAAAGCACCUCUAGUCGUCUGCGGUUAA